GCUCCUACCAUUUCUUCUCUUUACAACACAAUCAUUCUCUUCACUUCAAACCCAUUGAAGCUUUCCAUUUGUUUUGCCACAAGAUAGCACUAAGCAAUGGCUUCAAUGUCUGCUCAUGGGUCAAGUGCAUGGACUGCAAGAGAAAACAAAGCGUUUGAGAAAGCUUUGGCUGUGUUUGAUCAAGACACACCUGAGAGAUGGGUCAAUGUUGCUAAGGCCAUUGGUGGAAAAACUGAAGAUGAAGUCAAGAGGCAUUAUCAACUACUUGUGAAGGAUGUUAAGCAUAUUGAGUCUGGUGAAAUCAAUUUUCCUUAUAGAAGCUCUACGAGAUUGUGCUGAUGAACAA
Cucurbita pepo subsp. pepo (vegetable marrow) is the source of this 346-nucleotide messenger RNA. Its product is annotated as protein RADIALIS-like 1. The record is from RefSeq and is a predicted model, not a curated record. Gene Ontology annotation, molecular function: DNA-binding transcription factor activity. NCBI's taxonomy places the organism in Eukaryota, Viridiplantae, Streptophyta, Magnoliopsida, Cucurbitales, Cucurbitaceae.